Molecule: messenger RNA, 1129 nt
Organism: Physeter macrocephalus (sperm whale)
Lineage: Eukaryota; Metazoa; Chordata; Mammalia; Artiodactyla; Physeteridae
Gene: NEURL2
Product: neuralized E3 ubiquitin protein ligase 2
Exons: 2
Coding region: 152-1009 (285 amino acids)
Biological process (GO): intracellular signal transduction
Molecular function (GO): ubiquitin protein ligase activity
Source: RefSeq, a predicted model, not a curated record
UGGCUGAGCAAGCGGCGCUAGGACCCCUGGGCAGAGCCUCGGGGAAGGGAGUCAGGGGGGAAGUACCUUACAUGGUGCCGCCGCGGUCACCAUCUGAGCCCGCUGCCCAAAAUAGCCCCCGGCGCCCGCUGGCCUGCCUCAUGGCUGGGAGAUGGCUGCUGCCUCCGACCCCGUGGAAUUGGGUGCGCCCUGGGGACCCGCGCGCCCCGAGCCCCCUCCCACCCGCUUCCACCCGGUACACGGUGCCAACAUCCGCGUGGACCCCUCCGGGACGCGGGCCACACGCGUGGAGAGCUUCGCCCACGGCGUGUGCUUCAGUCGCGAGCCGCUGGCCCCCGGCCAGGUGUUCCUGGUGGAGAUCGAGGAGAAAGAGCUGGGCUGGUGCGGGCACCUGCGCCUCGGCCUGACUGCGCUGGACCCCGCCAGUCUGUCCGCCGUGCCCGAAUUUUCGCUGCCCGACCUGGUCAGCCUCGGCCACACCUGGGUCUUCGCCAUCACGCGCCAUCACAACCGCGUGCCCCGGGAGGGCCGCCCGGAGGCGGAGGCGCUGGCCCCCAGCUGCCCCCCAGCCCUCCUGGUGGAACCGCAUCUGUGCAUUGAGCAGUUUCGCAUUCCCCGCGACCGCCUGGUGGGCCGCAGCCGUCCCGGGCUGUACAGCCACCUCUUGGACCAGCUCUAUGAGCUGAACAUGCUGCCUCCGACCGCGCGCCGGAGCCGCCUGGGUGUUCUCUUCUGCCCGCGCCCCGACGGCACGGCUGACAUGCAUAUCGUCAUCAACGGCGAGGACAUGGGCCCCAGCGCCCGGGGGCUGCCAGCCGCCCAGCCCCUCUACGCGGUGGUGGACGUCUUCGCCUCCACCAAGAGCGUGCGCCUGGUCCAGGUCGAGUAUGGCUUGCCGUCCCUGCAGACUCUGUGCCGCCUAGUGAUCCAGAGGAGUGUGGUGCACCGGUUGGCCAUUGAUGGGCUCCACCUGCCCAAAGGACUUAAGGAUUUCUGCAAGUAUGAGUGAAGGCCUGCAGCCACCCUGGAGCAGGGCCACGUGAAUGAAUCCUGGCCCCAGAGGUGUGGCUGCCCUGAAGCUGGCCAUACUGAUAAGAGCCGGGAUGGAAAUAAACACAGUCGUAGCUGA